AUGAAGAUAAUGCUGUCCAAGCUGCCUCGUCCCUGGAUAGUGGACGCUGCCAAAGACGAUGGCUACACUGCACUUCACUUAGCUGCGUUAAAUAAUUACGCAGAAAUCGCCGAACUACUUGUCCAAGGUGGAGCCCAGCCAGACCUACAGAAUGCGAACAUGCAAACAGCACUUCAUUUAGCCGUCGAAAGACAGCAUACACAAAUAAUACGUCUCCUUAUUGCAAAUGGAGCGAACCUCAAUAUUUGUGAUAAGGACGGCGACACUCCCUUACACGAGGCUCUGCGCCAUCACACUUUGCAGCAACUACGACGUCUGCAAGAAGAUACAGUGUUCCCCACACUAGGUGGUAUUGCGACCGCGCUUGAUAAGAAAUCAUCAGCAUCCAUAGCAUGUUUCUUGGCUGCCAAUGGAGCUGAUUUGAGUAUAAAAAAUAAAAAAGGUCAAACGCCAUUAGAUCUUUGCCCAGACCCGCAUCUACGUAAAACGCUGACAUCAUACCGAAAGGGAGGCCCAACCGACGAUACCCCCGAGACCGAGAUUCGCUCCUUCAGUCCUCCCGUAGCCAGCACAUCUACAGAGACCCCUGCACCAGCUCCGGAGGCCCCUGUCAAAAGUGAAACGGAAGAAGAAUGUCUAGUAUGUUCGGACGCAAAACGAGACACGCUUUUCCGACCUUGCGGCCAUAUAUGCUGUUGCAAUGUUUGCGCUGCGCGGGUGAAGAAAUGCUUUGAAUGUCGGGCUCCCGUUACGUCUCGUGCUCGUGUUGGCGAAUGUAUGGUGUGCUCUGAAGCACCAGCUACUGUGGUGUUCCGGCCUUGCGGUGACGUGUGCGCUUGUGCAUCGUGCGCACCACUGAUGCGCAAAUGCGUCAAAUGCCGUACACCACUACAACCUCACAAUUUGCAUAAAAAUGAAUUAACAAAAGAGUGUACCAGCAAUCUGGUGACUGCGGUGCCAAAUAAGGGUCAGCCAGCGGUGUCCCCGGCUGGACCUCACGUGAUGAAUAACACACGUCAGCCCGGCGCGCCCUCUACCGCAGAAGUACAGAAAUUGCAACAGCAGUUGGAGGAUAUCAAGGAACAGACCAUGUGCCCAAUAUGUCUGGACCGCCUCAAAAACAUGAUAUUCCUAUGUGGACAUGGAAUGUGCCAAAUGUGCGGAGAUUGCAUCACCGUUUGUCCAAUUUGCAGAAAACAGGUUGAAAAGCGUAUAUUACUCUAUUAG
Messenger RNA from Pieris macdunnoughi, 1227 nucleotides. NCBI's taxonomy places the organism in Eukaryota, Metazoa, Arthropoda, Insecta, Lepidoptera, Pieridae. The record is from the annotation of a GenBank genome assembly.